AUGGCUGCGCUCACGAUGCUACUCGUGGCUCUGCAACUGGCCGGCCUUGCCUAUGGCAAACCGAACCUCGCCUUUCCCCUCAACGCACAGCUGCCUCUCGCAGCCCGAUUAGACACUUUCUUCACCUACUCUUUCUCGCCACAAACUUUCAUAUCAUCCUCCAACAUUACAUACUCAUUCGGAAAAAACCAUCCUUCCUGGUUGUCAAUCGAGAGUGCGACCCGCAGACUUUAUGGAACUCCCAAGGCGGCUGAUAUCCCCGAUGGCGAUGUGGUUGGCCAAGAGGUCGACAUUGUGGCCACCGACGCCACUGGCUCAACUACUAUGGACUCGACGCUGGUAAUUUCGAGAAAGCCUGCGCCUGCCAUCCAGAUUCCUUUGCAAGACCAAAUAAAGACCUUUGGCAACUUUUCCGCACCCUCCUCUGUCCUGUCGUACCCGUCCGCGUCGUUUCGGUAUGCUUUCAACCCGGACACGUUCGGCAAGAACAGUGGACUCAACUACUACGCCGUCUCAUCCGACAACAGCCCACUCCCAGCGUGGAUUCAAUUUGAUGCUGCCUCAAUGACCUUCUCCGGCACAACCCCGCCCUUCGAGUCCCUCGUCCAACCGCCUCAGACCUUUGGCUUCAUCCUGGUCGCUUCCGACAUUGUUGGCUUUGCCGCCACCUCACUCGCCUUUAACAUUGUCGUCGGAAGCCACAAGAUUACCACCAAGAACCCUAUUGUUACGAUCAAUGCGACGAGAGGUAAUGCAGUCGAUUAUGAUGGCCUGGAAAAUGCCAUUGAUCUGGAUGGAAAGCCCGCGAAAUUGAGCGAUCUCGAUGUCACAACCGAAGGUAUGCCUCAGUGGCUCAAUUACGACAAGGAUACUGGCAAGCUGAGCGGCACUCCUCGCGAUGGCGAUCAUGCUAGUAACUUUACCAUAACUUACAGCAGCGUGCUUUCCGCCACCUUGGAUGUCCUUGUUGUUGUUAAUGUUGCUACUGGCCUCUUUCAGUCUACGUUUGAGGACAUGGAGGCCCGACCAGGCGGAAAAUUUGAUGUCGACCUCGGUCAGUAUUUCAAAGACCCGUCUGACAUCGAUUUGAACGUCACUACCAACCCAACUGAGCAAUGGCUCAAAGUUGACGGAUUCAAGCUUUUCGGCAACGUUCCGAAAGAUGCAAAGGGCAGCUUUGACGUCACUGUCGAUGCCAGCUCCAAGUCUUCCACCUUGUCGGAGAGCGAAAAACUUCAUGUCAGCUUCCUGGCACCGGACGGUACCCCGACGAGUACCUCAGUAACAACAAGCAGCCCCAGCUCAACGUCCACGUCCACGUCCACGAAUCAGCCUAGUGAAUCGCCUAUACCUGGAAUGGGAGGUCGACUCAGCACCGGAGAUAUUUUGCUUGCUACGAUCAUUCCAAUUUUGUUCAUUGCUCUUAUGCUUAUGCUCUUUGUUUGCUUCCUGCGACGGCGCCGUGCUAGCCGCAGUUACCUAUCGAGCAAGGCGCAGUCAAACGCCAUCAAUCCCAUCAGCAACCUGCGCCAUGGUUCGGACUCGUCAAAGCGCCGCGUUGAGAAGAUGACUGUCGUGCUAAACAAUGAGAAGCAUAUGCUGAAGCCAACCUCGGCUGCGUACGUGGAAGCGGUCCCUCGCACCUCGACAGCGAGACGGUCGUCAGAAACGCUCGGCGGAAUUGAGGAAGAUUACGAGGCAAUAUCAGCGCGGCCACGAACCGGCGCGGGACAGUCUAGCGCCCUUCGGAGCAUUAGCCCCUCCGGAAGCAAUGAUGGGAGGCGCUCCUGGGAAACUGUGGAAGGAGAUGUUCCAUACAUGAGCGGCGCCAAGUCAAUGCACAAUGGCGGCCCUCCGUCUCCAAACCCGAGCAUUCCUGACUCUACACAUCAAGUAUUCCCCACGGGAAGCUACAUGCGUGCCACAGGCUCCGCAGGAUACAAGAAAGACACGCAUGGCAUCGCGGGAACGAGGAAGCCGUCGACCAAGAAGGCUUCAACUGUCGCUUACACACCAGUAUACGGACGCCGAGACCAGAAGAGCGCCGAUACAUACUCAACCAAGACGACCAGCUCCGUUGCUCUCCCAAUCAACGAGCGUGGCCGCAACCCACGGCCGUUUGCGUCUACGAUAGCAGAAAGCGAGGCAUCUAACCCCAACUGGGAAACCGUCACUGUCUCUGACGCCAGCAAAAUGGAUCUGCGCCCGCCCGAGCAAGCCUACCUGACCGCCGGGCCUUCCGUAGAUGGCUUCGGAUGGGUCGACCUCAACUCCGACGGCGGUAGCCGCGGUCUCAGGUCCACUCCGUCGUUCGGGUCCGCGGAGAACUGGCGCGUCAUCAGCAAGCUAGAUCCCACAACGACGACCUUGUUCAAGGACAACGUGGAGGGCACACCGUUCAGCCCAGCCUCGGGGAGUCACCGACACGACGCGAUGUCCGGCGAGCCCUCCAGCCACACGGCCGCGCAGCAGGCGAGCAAAUGGGGCGAGGUCGGCGCGGAGAAGAAGACGACGAUUCACGAGAGUGCGAGUGUCCUAUCGACGGCUGCGAGCGGCGCGAGCGGCUUGGCGUGGCUAAAAUCCAACUCGGGCAAGCUGUCGACAGGCAGUAGUUUCAAAGUGUUUAUAUAG
Messenger RNA from Cordyceps fumosorosea ARSEF 2679, 2631 nucleotides. Its product is annotated as Cadherin-like protein. The coding region runs from base 1 to 2631 and encodes 876 amino acids. The transcript has a single exon. Gene Ontology annotation, molecular function: calcium ion binding. Gene Ontology annotation, cellular component: membrane. The record is from RefSeq and is a predicted model, not a curated record. NCBI's taxonomy places the organism in Eukaryota, Fungi, Ascomycota, Sordariomycetes, Hypocreales, Cordycipitaceae.